GCGUUUUAUUUCCGGUUCAUGGGACGCGGCUGAGGCGGCGCAGGAUUGGCAGCGUCAGCCCGGAAGUUCUGUCCAAGGCAGGUCUUGCAGGUCUCCGGAGGCGACGCAGGCCGCCGUCAUGGCGGCUCGGCUGGCUGUGAGUCGCUGUGGUGCUCUGCCUGCAGCUGCCCGCAGAGGCUCGCUGGUCCCCUGCCGCAGGUGGUCGGCCGGCUCGGCAGACGCCGUGUACGACGUGGUAGUGUCGGGAGGAGGCAUGGUGGGCGCUGCCAUGGCCUGUGCCUUGGGACAUGAUAUUCACUUUCAUGACAAGAAAAUCCUGUUGCUAGAAGCAGGCCCAAAGAAAGCCCUGGAGAAGUUGCCGGAAAUGUACAGCAACAGAGUCAGCUCAGUGUCCCCGGGCUCUGCGACCCUGCUCAGCAGUUUCGGUGCCUGGGAUCACGUCUGCAACAUGAGAUACAGAGCCUUUCGGCGCAUGCAGGUGUGGGAUGGCUGCUCAGAGGCCUUGAUAAUGUUCGAUAAGGAUAAUUUAGACGACAUGGGCUACAUAGUGGAGAACGAUGUCAUCAUGCACGCACUCACUAAGCAGCUGGAGGCGGUGUCUGAUCGAGUGACAGUCCUGUACAGGAGCAGAGCUGUUGGCUAUUCCUGGCCUGGCCCGUUUUCCAUGGCGGACUCCAGCCCAUGGGUGCAUAUUACCCUGGGUGACGGCAGCACCCUCCAGACCACACUGCUGAUUGGCGCUGAUGGGCACAACUCGGCAGUCCGGCAGGCUGCAGGGAUCCCAAGUGUCGGCUGGAGCUACGACCAGUCUGCUGUCGUGGCGACUCUGCAUUUGUCAGAGGCCACAGAAAACAAUGUAGCCUGGCAGAGGUUUCUUCCAUCUGGGCCCAUUGCGCUGCUCCCGCUCUCGGACACCCUGAGCUCCUUGGUGUGGUCCACCUCCCACGAGCAUGCCGCACAGCUGCUCAGCAUGCAUGAGGAAGAGUUUGUGGAUGCUGUCAACUCUGCCUUUUGGAGUGACGCCAACCACACCGAACUCAUCAGCUCGGCCACUAGUGCGCUGCAGUUCGCUGUCGCUCUCCUGAAGCCCACGAAGGCCUCGGCUCGCCAGCUACCCCCGAGUGUAGCCAGAGUGGACGCCAACAGCAGGGUCCUGUUUCCGCUGGGGCUGGGACACGCAGCGGAGUACGUCCGGCCGCGCCUGGCGCUCAUCGGGGACGCAGCCCACAGGGUCCACCCACUUGCUGGACAAGGGGUCAACAUGGGCUUUGGGGACAUCGCCAGCCUGCUCCGUCAUCUCAGCACUGCAGCCUUCAAUGGAAAAGACUUAGGCUCCAUGAGCCACCUCACGCGGUACGAGACGGACAGACAGCGCCACAACACCGCUCUGCUGGCCGCCACCGACUUGCUGAAAAGGCUGUACUCCAGCAGGGCGGCGCCGCUCGUGCUGCUGCGGACGUGGGGGCUGCAGGCCACCGACGCCAUCUCCCCGCUCAAAGAACAAAUUGUGGCCUUUGCCAGCAAGUGACUGCCCUCCUGCGGAGUUCAGGCUGAUUGGGAGAAGAGCGCCUGCCUCGUGACCACCGCCCUGCUUCUGGGAUGUAGCUUGAUAAAUUUACUUCACACGGGACUCUCGGCCCUCCUGUGCUGGCUGUGCGCAGGGAGCCUAAGCGACGCCAUGUCGCUGGAAACAGCUCUGAUUACUAAAGCCAAAGCUGCGGAGGUGCUGCUCCAUUCAUGUUCACUUGUUACCAGUCCUUGCUAGAGAUUUAUGCAUUUGGU
Messenger RNA from Octodon degus (degu), 1782 nucleotides. RefSeq names its product coenzyme Q6, monooxygenase (gene Coq6). Bases 119 to 1528 code for a protein of 469 amino acids. The record is from RefSeq and is a predicted model, not a curated record. The transcript has 12 exons. Lineage: Eukaryota; Metazoa; Chordata; Mammalia; Rodentia; Octodontidae. Gene Ontology annotation, molecular function: oxidoreductase activity, acting on paired donors, with incorporation or reduction of molecular oxygen, NAD(P)H as one donor, and incorporation of one atom of oxygen; 2-octaprenyl-6-methoxyphenol hydroxylase activity; FAD binding. Gene Ontology annotation, cellular component: mitochondrion. Gene Ontology annotation, biological process: ubiquinone biosynthetic process.